GCGGCGCCGAGGGGAGAGAGGCGAGGCCGGGCCGGGCCCUGCCCCAGGGUAGCGAAGGCGCGGUAACAGAUUUAACCGCCCGCCCGCCAGCAGUGCCAGCCCCCUGACUCCCCACCCGCCUUUCCAGGCGCAGCCGCGAGCAGAGGGCGGGCGCCAGCAGCAGCGGGCAGGCCGGGCCGGGCCGCCGGCUCCUCAGUGCGCGAACGGUUGGCGGCGCGGAGGCCGGCGGAGCAGCUGAGGCAGCAGCAGAAGCGGCAGCUCGGGAGCCCGCCCGCGACAGCCGCCGCUCCACACGCCGACAGGCCGCCGAGCCGCCUUCCUUCGCUUCGCUCCCUCUCCACCGCCGGCUUCUGCUCGGGCCGCCGCGCUCCGGCGAUGGCGGUGCUGGCUCUGGCCCUGGCGGGACUCGCCAUCUUCGGGUUCAUCCUCUUCGUCGUUCUGUGGCUCAUGCACUUCAUGUCCAUCAUUUACACACGGCUCCACCUCAAUAAGAAAGUCACAGACAAGCAGCCAUAUAGCAAGCUUCCUGGUGUUUCACUUCUAAAGCCAUUAAAAGGUGUGGAUCCUAACCUGAUCAACAACUUAGAAACCUUCUUUGAACUGGAUUAUCCCAAAUAUGAAGUACUACUCUGUGUACAAGAUCAUGAUGAUCCAGCUAUUGAUGUGUGCAAAAAGCUCCUUGGCAAAUACCCGAAUGUUGAUGCUAGACUAUUCAUAGGUGGCAAGAAAGUUGGCAUCAACCCCAAGAUUAACAACUUAAUGCCUGGCUAUGAAGUUGCCAAAUAUGAUCUCAUAUGGAUUUGUGAUAGCGGAAUUAGAGUGACGCCGGACACACUGACAGAUAUGGCCAACCAAAUGACUGAAAAAGUAGGCUUGGUCCAUGGCCUUCCGUAUGUGGCAGACAGACAGGGCUUUGCUGCUACCCUCGAACAGGUUUAUUUUGGAACUUCACAUCCAAGGUCAUAUAUUUCAGCCAACUUAACUGGCUUUAAGUGUGUAACAGGUAUGUCGUGCUUGAUGAGGAAGGAUGUCUUGGACCAAGCUGGAGGACUGAUAGCUUUUGCACAAUAUAUUGCUGAAGAUUACUUUAUGGCCAAAGCUAUAGCUGACCGGGGCUGGAAAUUUGCGAUGGCCACACAAGUUGCAAUGCAAAACUCUGGUUCAUAUUCGAUUUCUCAGUUUCAGUCCAGAAUGAUCAGGUGGGCCAAACUGCGAAUUAAUAUGUUGCCUGCCACCAUAAUUUGUGAGCCAAUCUCAGAGUGCUUUGUUGCCAGUCUAGUUAUUGGAUGGGCAGCUCAUCAUGUGUUUAGAUGGGAUAUAAUGGUAUUUUUCAUGUGUCACUGCUUGGCGUGGUUUAUAUUUGACUACAUUCAACUAAAAGGUGUUCAGGGUGGUGCUCUGUGUUUUUCAAAACUUGAUUAUGCAGUAGCUUGGUUCAUCAGAGAAUCCAUGACAAUUUAUAUUUUCCUGUCCGCUUUGUGGGACCCCACUAUUAGCUGGAGGACAGGACGCUACAGAUUACGUUGUGGAGGCACUGCAGAAGAAAUCCUUGACGUAUAGCCUCAGCUUUGUAACUGUGAAUGUCAAAAAGAGAAGGGGGAGAAGAAAAGUACUAUAAAUUGUUUAUAUAAAUACUUAAAAGAAGAUCUACCUUCAGUAGUUUUAUUACUUGUAUGUUUUGGUAUCUGUUCUUUAAUUUAUUUUUGCAUGGCACUUGCAUCUGUGAAAAUACAUCUGUAGUCUUGGCCAAAUGGUACCUUGCUCCUAUGUACAAAUAGAAAUGGAGAGAAUUGGUCCUGACAUCUACAGGGUGUUUCAAAAAGAUGGACCCAAUUUCAAAUAUACUGAUUUCAAAUUGAGUCCAUCUUUUUGAAACACCAUGUACUUUCUGUAGGAAUACUCUGCAGUAAACUCUUCAAAAAAGUAUCCUCCUGGAUAUGAACAGCUUCUUACUCCAUGGUAUGCUAGCCUAGCAAAUCCAGGGUUCAUAUAGCUAUUUUGUGUCUGGAUUGUGCAAGGCUGUACCUAGUAAAGUCACAGAAGUACAGCUGAACUCUGUUUCAUCCCACUAAAUUGAGCUAGUCACAGGACCUUGGGAAAGAAGCUCUUAAAUGCUUUAUGCCUACCUCUUGUAGUUGCUGCAGAACAAAAUGAAUGGAAAGGUGAAAAUGCUUUGCAAAAACAAACUAAAGUAAAGCUGAAGUCUUGUGGUUAUCUAAUGUAUAUAUGAAAUACUGUAGUCAUUGCAAUGAACCAAAAGUGGACUGAGUUUGAUAGAAUGAGUUGGAAGAAAUUACUGGUCAGGCAUGUGUUGAGGGCAUCUUUUGGCCAACUCUGAUCUGGUUCUGUCUUGAACCUUGUUAAGCACUGUGCUGUAACUAGCCAAGCUGGUCCCCUUCAAUAUUUCCAUCCUUUUUUAAGGGGUGUUUGUUUUCCCCUGUGAGUGAAUGCUUUGAUGGGGGGAGGGGGGAUGUGGUUGUGUGGGGGACGUAGUAGGGGGUAGAAGGGAGCAGAAACACAUUUUGGGAACAUUUCACACAUGAGCUAUUUUCUUACACAAUGUCUUAAGAAUGUAAUUUCAUGAUGCAGGUAUUUAAUAUCUUUUUAAAGUAAACAUACAUACCUAUACUAGUCAUAAUUACGUAUUCAAUUGCAGUAGAUAUUGUGAUUAUAUUAAAGGGCCAGGUGAGUUUGCUGUUACUAUUAAAACUGUAAUCUUAAUUUAAAUGUCAAACUAAGUCUACUCUUGGCUUUUGCCUCUACCAUUAGUCGAGCCUUUAAAUUGGACUUUUGUAUUCCACUGGUAUGACUAAAAGGACUAGAUUAUAAUGCAUGCUGUGUUUUUCCCCUCUCUGCUCCCUGUAGCUUGGUUGCCAACCUCAUUGUGAGACUUCCUAACUUGUGGUGAACUGGACUCGUUUUCUUUGAACAGUUUUAUUUAAAAAAACACAGCAAAGCUCGAGAGGGAUGUUGCAUAAGGCUUUUGUUGUUAUAACUGUAUUUAUGCUGCUUUACUUUUCUUCAUAUGGAAUGGCAUAUUGUUACUAGGAAUGCGAGCUGCGAAUUACAAGGCUAAUGCCAACAAAGCAGCUUUAAAAGUUGGAUGAUAACGUGUAGCACAUUAGCAAUAAUGACAUGUAUUUAUAAAAACAGACAUUUUUACCCUACUGAGCCAAUCCCUUACGUGUCAUAUGCUACACGGGUAUAAUGUGUAUGUAUGUGUCAUAAAACAUACUCUGGGCCAAAAUGGUUCAUCCAUGUUUAUCUCUUUGCCUUAUGAUACCAUGGAACAGUUUCAAUGGGCAUUUAUGUAUGAACAAAGGCUUUUGCUGCAUGCUUCAUUCUUUUCAUGUGAAUCAGGAAGAAGCACUUUUCCUGAGGAAGGUUGCACACUGAAAACUAGUCUAGUUGUGACCCACAAAAACAUUCUGGUUUUGAUACUGAAUUUUGCUGAUGUUUGUAUCUUUGUUUGUUUUAUGAAGUUUGCUAUUCAUUGCACUGCUAAAGUGAAGCUUAGCUUGCAACUUAGCUGUAUGCUGAUUUCUAUGCAGGCAAUGGAACAGAACCAAAAAAAAAAAAAAAAAGAAAAAAGGAAAGAAAAAAACUGAACAAACUUCAUUUGAAAAAAAAUAGAUGGGGAUAAUUGUUUAAGAGGUGCUUUUGUAUUAGUAGAACCAUCUUUGGUCACGAAAAAUAAAGCUUCACUUAAGCAAAUAAUUUCAUUUGGGUAUUGUUCAGUUGAUGAUGAGAUGGAAACCAACACUGUCAAAUGUAGAAGAUGCUGCAGCAGAACUUCUAAAAGUUAAAAGUGGCUAAUGUAAAGUUGUGUUGAUCUACAGAUGUGUAGAAUAUACCAUGUUUAUUUAAAAUCAUUGUCUUGUUUUUUCUUGUGUUUAGAAAUAAAUUUAGAAUACAAUCUGUUUGGAAUACAGGUUUUUUUUGCCCUUUGUUCAAUGCUUUAACAUGACAGCUUUAAGUAUUUAUAGAGUGUUAAUAGAUUUGAUUUCUAGUUAAUCUUAACAGCAAUAAAUGGAUGUGGCUUUCUUUUGAGUUUUUUUUAAA
Columba livia (rock pigeon) is the source of this 4062-nucleotide messenger RNA. It is a transcript of the gene UGCG, whose product is annotated as UDP-glucose ceramide glucosyltransferase. Bases 376 to 1560 code for a protein of 394 amino acids. The record is from RefSeq and is a predicted model, not a curated record. The transcript is spliced from 9 exons. Gene Ontology annotation, biological process: glucosylceramide biosynthetic process. Gene Ontology annotation, cellular component: membrane. NCBI's taxonomy places the organism in Eukaryota, Metazoa, Chordata, Aves, Columbiformes, Columbidae. Gene Ontology annotation, molecular function: ceramide glucosyltransferase activity.